AUGGCACCCAAACAGAUCUGCCUCUAUGUCGUGCUGUAUGCCCAGGGAGGUAUACCUCUGACGGGAAGACUAGAGGAAGGAUCAGUAGAAAGCGGUGCGGGAUCAGGGAGGUCAGCAUCGGCACCAGGAGGAGGAGGAGCCCCAAGCGUUGCGUGGGUAGGCGAGGUUGUAUCGUCCGUUCUUCAGGAUCCCAGGGCCAUCUGGACAAAGCCCGGUAUGGGAUGGGAGCAGGUCAAGGAUGGGAGUCUCUGGUAUCUGGCUUGGAAGAAGGUCAAUCAUAGGUUCGAUGACAGGGGGCAGUAUGAUCGCAGUAAGGCGGCGACGUGGGAUAUGGUUCUCGGAGCAGAGAGGACGCCGUGA
Molecule: messenger RNA, 360 nt
Organism: Geosmithia morbida
Lineage: Eukaryota; Fungi; Ascomycota; Sordariomycetes; Hypocreales; Bionectriaceae
Exons: 2
Coding region: 1-360 (119 amino acids)
Source: RefSeq, a predicted model, not a curated record